Molecule: messenger RNA, 684 nt
Organism: Drosophila guanche
Lineage: Eukaryota; Metazoa; Arthropoda; Insecta; Diptera; Drosophilidae
Product: protamine-like protein 99C
Exons: 3
Coding region: 148-414 (88 amino acids)
Biological process (GO): spermatogenesis; sperm DNA condensation
Source: RefSeq, a predicted model, not a curated record
UAGUCAAGUACACAACUGACAUAAAUACAUUGAGCACACAAUAAUAUAUUCAUAAAUACAUUCAAUACAAAAUACAAUUUUCUUGCUACUUUUUCCCUGCCAAAUUCUUUGUUUUUCGCUCAACUCUUUGUGAUUUUAGUGCCUGGCAUGGGUACUGCUGUAAGUUGCGACAUCAAACCCUACAAAGCCCAGCGAGUUGGACCCGUGACACGGAAUGGCUAUUUGAAUUUUUUGCGAGACUUUAAGACGCAGCACGUGGGCUUGUCGCCCAAAGAGAUGGUCCGCAAGGGCGCAAAGGCCUGGAACGCACUCGACUGCAAGGAGAAGGAUCGCUACCGUAGAAUGGGUCCACCAAGCAAUUGUAAAACUUUGGCUAAGUGCAAGCCCAAGCGACGCAAAACGCCAACAAAAUGAUCUUGCUGGCAGUCCAGACCCUCAAAAUGUGUGUUCCAUUAGUUAAAAUAAAAGAAUCAGAACGAGUCACGACAUACCACGAUCCAUCGGCGUAUUGGAAAGCACUUAAUAAGAGCUGAAGCUUCACUCUCCAAAGAUCAAUAUUCUGUUUGCCACUUUCAGUAAUUUUGGAAAGAUCUUUUGGAGCUGGAACGGAAGUUCUCGUCGGACACGGCUCUGUUCUCUCCGAACUUUGAAUAUGAACAAAUUAAUAAAUCAGAGCAAAGCUUU